Molecule: messenger RNA, 1170 nt
Organism: Gasterosteus aculeatus aculeatus (three-spined stickleback)
Lineage: Eukaryota; Metazoa; Chordata; Actinopteri; Perciformes; Gasterosteidae
Source: RefSeq, a predicted model, not a curated record
AGUACUAAUACCACACUGAGCGGAUACUCUGUUAAAGUACUAAUACCACACUGAGCGGAUACUCUGUUAAAGUACUAAUACCACACUGAGCGGAUACUCUGUUAAAGUACUAAUACCACACUGAGCGGAUACUCUGUUAGAGUACUAAUACCACACUGAGCGGAUACUCUGUUAAAGUACUAAUACCACACUGAGCGGAUACUCUGUUAGAGUACUAAUACCACACUGAGCGGAUACUCUGUUAGAGUACUAAUGCCACACUGAGCGGAUACUCUGUUAGAGUACUAAUGCCACACUGAGCGGAUACUCUGUUAGAGUACUAAUGCCACACUGAGCGGAUACUCUGUUAGAGUACUAAUGCCACACUGAGCGGAUACUCUGUUAGAGUACUAAUGCCACACUGAGGUGAUGAAGAACCCAUUGUUUCUGUCUCUUCAGCGUCGUGUCGUCCCUCCAGGCCGUCAUGGCGUCCUCAGCUGGAUGUGUGAUCGUCUCGUCCUGCCGGGACGUCUUGGAGGACAGACAUUGGCUGACCGACGCUUACAUCCUGUUUGCCACGCCCUACUUCGCUUACGACAUCUACGCCAUGUUCCUGUGCUACUGGCACAGGUUGCAGGUCAAAGGUCACGAGGAGGGGCAGGCGGGGGGCGUGGUCGGGUCAAAGCGAGCCGCCGUGGCAGGUUACCUGCGCAGGGAGAAGCUCAUGGUGCUGCACCACGUCUUCAUGGUGGCCUUCUGCUUCCCUGUAUCACUGCUGUGGAGGGGGGGCCGAGGGGACUACUUCCAGGGUGUCCUCUUCCUGACUGAGCUCAGCACUCCAUGUGUCUGUCUGACCAAAGUUCUCAUUCAGUUUAAGAAGCAACACACUCUGCUGCACAAAGUCAACGGCGUCCUGAUGCUGCUGCUCUUCUUCUUCUGCCGCGUGCUGCUCCUCCCGUACCUGUACUACUCCUACAGCCGCUACGCCUCUGUCCCGCUGCACCUGGUGCCCUUGCUGGCCCCGUGGCAGUGUAACCUGGGGGCCGCUCUGCUGUGGCCCCUGCAGCUCUACUGGUUCACACUCAUCUGCACGGGAGUCCUCCGCGGGCAGAGGACGGCGGCUCGCUGCCCGACGGACGGCGGCGGGUCUGGAACUUGAGGACCUGAGGAGGCCUGAGGAGACCUGAGGAG